This is a messenger RNA of Trachymyrmex cornetzi, 1577 nucleotides long. Its product is annotated as pre-mRNA-splicing factor 38B. Bases 285 to 1304 code for a protein of 339 amino acids. NCBI's taxonomy places the organism in Eukaryota, Metazoa, Arthropoda, Insecta, Hymenoptera, Formicidae. The transcript has 7 exons. The record is from RefSeq and is a predicted model, not a curated record.
AAACCGGAUGUGUAUGUUUGUCCAUCAUACGUAAUAGGGUGCUACUGUACAAUUUCUCUCAUUUUUUUUGCACGUUCCAUCGCACUUCUUGGACAAGACUGAUGAGAGUUAGAGCGUUGGUUUCUACGAUAUUCUGAGAAAUUAUCGCAUUGAAAAUCUUCCGCAUGAAUUCGAUUCGAAUUAAUUGUUAAUUUGCAGCUGAACCGUGAGCGGGUUCGUUUGUUUGUCCUUGACGCGACCGAUGUGGAGACUCCACGCGAGUCUCCUCGAUAAAUCGUUCAAAGAUGCAAACGCAGGAGACUGAAGGUGCAGAUGGAUCUCCAUGGAAUAACUCUAGUGGCUUAUUGCCAAUGCUCGAACAAUAUAAACGCCUUGGUACUAUUACUAUCGCUAGAAACAAAGUGUUAACCGCACCACUUAAUUGCAGACGGUUCAUGCAGGUACGAGGCGUGGGAGCUGGCGGAAUUGUUUCCACGGCAUAUUGUCUAUUAUACAAACUCUUCACGCUGAGGCUAACUAGGAAGCAGCUGAAUGGGCUUAUUAAUCAUCCAGAUUCGCCCUACAUACGUGCCCUAGGAUUUAUGUACAUUAGAUAUACACAGCCACCAGCAGACUUGUUCAGCUGGUACAACGAUUAUCUGGAGGAUGAAGAGGAACUAGAUGUGAAGGCAGGUGGCGGGCAAGUGAUGAAAAUGGGCGACAUUCUCAAACAAUUCCUUACUAAACUUGAGUGGUUCUCUACAUUGUUUCCACGGAUACCGGUACCAAUCCAAAAAGAUUUGGAGUUGCGAUUGGCCGAGCGUUUUCCGCAACAGCAGGUGAAUGCACGAAACGCUAAGCCGCCAAUCACUCUUAAUAGCCAUGGCAAGUAUGGCAACAAGGAUGGUCGUAAGGACAACGGUAAUUUGACAUCGCGUAAUCAGCAACCCCGUCAUAUCCCCGAUAAUGAGACUCAGUGGGGUGAGGCCGAGCGUAUGAGCCAGUGGCGUGCCAGAACCGAUGAGGAUCGUAAGGACAAGAAUAGAGAGCGCGAUCGCGAUCGCGAGAGGUUACGGGAGCGUGAUAGAGAAAGAGCUCGCGAACGGGAUCGUGAAAGAGACAGGUAUAGCAGAAGAUCGAACAGUCGUGACAGAAAUAGAAGGCAGAGGGAUUAUAGAAGCCGUAGCAGAGAUAGAUCAUAUAGAGAUCGAAGCAGGGAUCGCCAUCGCGACAGAGACCGACAUCGGGAUAGGAGAGGCUCGCCGUAUGACUAUGCCACAGAAUUGGCACGUGAGCGCGAAAGGCAACGAAGGGAAAGAGAAUGAGAAACGAAGACGAUUACACAUUGUGUACAUAUUUAAUUCUUUCUACGAACUAUGUAACGAGCAUUAAGAAGAAAAAGUGACAGUAGCUACCGAGCCAAGUCAUCAUUACCACCACUGCAAUCACGAUCUCUAUCAUCAACGUCUGCACUACUUAUGUGCGUUCACAGGGGAAUGUGUUUUCCAACCGAAAUAUAAGUCUAAGUUUAACUCUAUAUUCACAUAUAGUUUACAUGUUUUUAUAAAAUAAAUUCGUCACUAUCACUGCUGUUUUUC